AUGGGUCAAAAAGUUGUAACCCCCCUGAGUUUAACCCUAGAUCAUUGGAAAGACGUUCGGAAGAUCGCCUCCAACCAGUCAGUAGAUGUCAAAAAGGAAAAAUGGCAAACUUUCUGCUCCACAGAAUGGCCCACUUUCAAUGUGGGCUGGCCAAGGGAUGGAACUUUUAACCUCUCUACCAUUUUACAGGUGAAAGCUAAAGUGUUUGAUCAUGGCCCUCACGGACACCCAGAUCAAGUCCCCUAUAUAGUCACCUGGGAGAGUCUGACAGUCGACCCACCACCCUGGGUUAUUCCUUUUACUCCUCCUUAACCUACCCCACCACUGCCUAUCCCUGCCCCUACCUCCUCCUCUUGUUGUCCAGUUAAUACCAAGAAGCCCCUAAAACCAGUACUUCCCCCGGACCCCAAUACCCCCCUUAUAGAUCUCCUCUCGGAAGAACCCCCUCCCUAUAGAUCUCAGACCCAAGAUACCCCUAGUCACCAGCUGCUGGCCCCUUUGGCCCCACCCUAGCUCCCUUCCCCAGUGGCUGGACGUCUGAGGAGCCACCGAGAACAGCCACCAAAGGAAGAGACUUCACAAGCCUUUCCCAUGAGGCGGGGGCCAGGGGACCAGGUUCAAUAUUGGCCCUUCUCUGCCUCAGACUUAUAUAAUUGGCGGACCCACAACCUGCCUUUCUCCAAAGACCCUACCGCCUUGACUAACUUGAUUGAAUCUAUCUUAGUUACCCAUCAACCCACUUGGGAUGAUUGCCAACAACUCUUACAGGCUCUUCUUACGUCAGAAGAAAAGCAGAGAGUCUUUCUGGAAGCCAAAAAAAAUGUUCCGGGUGAUAACGGGAGACCUACCCAGAUACCAGAUGAGAUUAAUGAUGCUUUUCCUUUGACUUGUCCCGACUGGGAUCACACCUCAGCAGACGGUAGGGGACACCUACGCCUUUAUCGCCAGUUGCUCAUAGCGGGCCUCUGUGGUGCUGGGCGCCACCCUACUAAUUUGGCCAAGGUAAAGCAAGUAAUACAAAAACCAGAUGAAUCCCCUGCUGCCUUUCUAGAGAGAAUUAAAGAAGCCUAUCGCAUGUACACCCCUUAUGAUUCGGAGGAUCCUAAUCAGGGAAUAAAUGUGUCCAUGACUUUUAUCUGGCAGUCUGCCCCAGAUAUUAGAAAUAAACUUCAAAGAUUAGACAAUUUACAGGGACAGUAUCUCCAAGAUUUAUUAAAGGAAAUGAAGACUAGGGCAGUCAGGGCCAGGAAACCCCCUGAGCCUAGGUUAACUCUUACUGUUGGGGGGCACCCUGUCACCUUCCUAGUGGACACCGGCGUCCAGCAUUUGGUCCUCACCAAAUUCCCUGGACCCCUGAGCAACCGGACUGCCUGGGUACAAGGUGCCACAGGAGGAAAACAGUACCACUGGACCACCGAACGGGAGGUACAUUUGGCCACCGCUUUGGGUUUACCUGACAUCACCAAGCCCUUCGAGCUAUUCAUAGAGGAAAGACAGGGGUUUGCAAAGGGAGUAUUAACUCAGAAACUCGGGCCCUGGAAACGCCCUGUUGCCUAUCUGUCAAAGAAGUUGGAUCCAGUGGCCUUGGUCUGGCCUCCAUGUUUAAAAAUGAUUGCUGCAAUUGCAGUCCUAAUUAAGGAUGCAAGCAAACUGACCUUGGGACAACCAUUAACUGUGUUAACUCCACAUGCUGUUGAGUCCAUUGUGCGUCAGCCCCCAGACUGCUGGUUGUCUAAUACACGUGUGACUCAUUAUCAGUCUCUGUUACUAGACACAGACCGCUUCCAAUUCGGUCCUGUGGUGGCCCUAAACCCGGCUACACUUUUACCCCUCCUGGAGGGGCCAGAGGCUCAUGACUGUCAGCAGAUUCUUGCAGAAACACACGGAACCUGCAAGGAUAUCACCGACCAGCCGCUGCAGGAUGCAGAUUUUACCUGGUAUAUGGAUGGCAGCAGCUUCCUACUAAAUGGUGAGAGAUGA
Jaculus jaculus (lesser Egyptian jerboa) is the source of this 1980-nucleotide messenger RNA. RefSeq lists its product as uncharacterized. Gene Ontology annotation, biological process: virion assembly; proteolysis. The transcript is spliced from 3 exons. Gene Ontology annotation, molecular function: aspartic-type endopeptidase activity. The record is from RefSeq and is a predicted model, not a curated record. Lineage: Eukaryota; Metazoa; Chordata; Mammalia; Rodentia; Dipodidae.